UUUAGUGGAGUAAUAUAUUUUUUCAUAGUCACUCACCGACAGGAGAAGGAAGGGAGCAGUAGGUGGCGCCCUCACUACGUUCAUCGCUGAAGCCUCGCUCUUUCUCGCGGGAUUUCACACUGACAAGGAAGUGAUGCUGUCAUUCUUUUCACCGCCGAUUUCAGAGUUCAGCGGUUUUCAGUCAGACGUUCUUUCCUAAACGAAUGAAGUUCAACGAAUGUAUCUGUACCCAGGGCCGGUGUGGAUUCAUUUUAAGUCCUAUCAUGCUAGGAGUUUCAUGCCUUAAACUGGGCCACUUGAUUUUUGUUUUAUGUAUUAUUUUUUUGCGAGGUUCCGCUGUCAGUGGAGUCAAAAGAUACACGUCAUCAUUAGGGUUGCCAAUUAACUUCAUAAAUGGAAAAAAGAGACAAAUGCGUUUCUUUAUCUUUAAUUCUUGUAUUCUUAAGUGUUUAUUCUAAAUAAGGGACGCCCCAAAUAUGUACCAUAAUGUAUGUCUUCUUGCCUGCAGUUAAAAAGCUCUGAAAUAAUAUUUGUUUUGUUUAACCCGUUUAUGUACAAUAGCCUAAUUAUAAAAAUAAUUUUAAUGUCAUGCAAAAAUAUUGGCCUGAGUAAAUUGUACCAUUAUAGAAUUGAUUUCACUAGUUGGCUAAUUUAUGAGAUGAAAAUACUGUGAGUUUCAAACAGCAUUAAAUUUGAAUGCAUAACAACAGAAGGUCUACAAUGUCAGUCAAUAAAGCAUUUUUGGACGGUGUCCCUCAGGAGCAACCCGCAGAUUAUUCCGAUUGGUCUGAAAGUCUUCCUCACAAAAUAAUUAUUGAUUAUCAAUUAAGAAUUUGUUAUUGAUGUGGUCCGGUGAAAAUAAUAAUAUGUGCUGCUAGAAAAUAAUAAAUAAAAAGAGUGAGGCUGCAAUGAUUGUAAACGGGAACAUGACAACACAACGAUCCCUUGCGGCCAAAAAACAAACCGGCACACCGAUUCCUCCCCCCUGCCUGCUCCCGAGCUCUGCCCAUCCGGGCCUGUAACUUACCUAUAGAGAAUGAGAGCAUCACGUGUCAGGCUGUUCAUCUAUUAACUUAGAUGUGUGUUAUCCGCAUAAGUCACGAGACCUGGAGGCAUUCAUCGCCAGAGAUAGCCUAUUUAUCUUCGUGUACACUUAAGUAUCUUCGUUUAGUUUAUAACUGUCGUUUUAAAUUUAUCCUUAUAUAAAAAUAAAUAUACGUAUAUCCUUAUACACUUUGUAGUACCAUGUAUAACUCGGAGAGGGUCCCUGAAACAAGUAUCGAUCAGAACCAAACUAAUGGAUGCAGAAGUGAUGUGGACUCUGACAAGGCAGAUCAAUAUAAAGCAGACCCCACUGAUUCAAUCCCAAGAAGACCUUCCAGAAGAAUCGUUCUUCACUUUGAUCUCAACAACACAAUCCUUGUAUCUAAAGGAGUCACAAGACAAAGAACUGUAGCUGCUCUUGAAUACUUCCUGUCCACUGUGACCUGGGGGCGCAUGACCAAAGGUAAAUGGCAGUGGUUGUCAGAAGUACCAUCUCUCCUCCAGCCUUGUGAGGGUGCCAUCACAUACUACACACAGUUUGGCCGAGUGGCAGACUUCACCACCGUAGGCCCAGGCCGACAGUUCCGGAAGGUCCUGGAGGAACAUCUAGAGCUGCUCCAAUGGCCGUCAGACAUCCCUGCAGACAAAGAGCUGUCUGUUAAGGGAGAAGAUGGGAAGCUGUAUCACUGGAUCCUCCCUUCCUUCUUCCAGAUGCUGCAGGACUUGGCUUCACAAGGUGUGGAGUUCUCCGUCCUGUUCCGUACAUUCGGCUCAGAUCUGCCCCGUGUUCUGAAUGCCGUCAAGCGUGUUGUACAGCAGGGCUCACAUCCACUCUUCCCCGACCUCCCAGCUCUGAAGCUGAGGGUGAAUUCGUCCGCCGGACGCAUCAGGUGCAGCGGUAAAGGCACAACACUGAUUCGUGGAGAAGAACACUUGUCCACAAGGGAUGGAGAACGGCAUGUUUACCAGUACCUGAGCUCUGCUGUGGGUCUGGGUGGCUUCCAAGACCACUUUGGCUGGUGGGCACGGAACACGUACUCCAUUUUAGGAGGAAAGCCACUCUGGAUUGACCCUUUUGACAACAAAGUUCAGCAUAUCUUCAUUGAUGACAAUAUUCGACAAAACGAUGAAGACUCUAUUGUCCAUCCUAAGGUGUUUCUGGAGCCUGAGGGCUUGCAGACUCGAACAGCCUCCGCAUCAGAGCUGUAUGAUCUGUGUCUGAUACAGAACGACCUGCUGAAGGCCAUUUCUGAGCCUAGGUAUUUCACCCAACGCAUCCAGAUCUGCAUGAAGAACUAUGAGGGGAACAGACAAACAGGAUGGCCAAAUGAAGCUCAAGUCAAGUCCGAGUCGGUAAAAUGAUCCAAAUUUCCCAUCAUUAAUUUGCGUACUUUGAACUGAGAAAUGCACGCAGACCUACAUCACCAGACUAUUUGCCUAAUCUUCACAGAGCUUUAGACCACAGUGGAAAUGCAGACAGCAACAGGUCUGGGGAGAAUAGUUCCUGGUUCAAAUGUUCAUUAUGUUAUUUCAGUGGAAAUGUGGCAAUAGUUAAGGGUCAUGUUUUUCCCCAAAGAUCUAACAAUCAUAAACAGCACAUGCCAUAGUUGUAUGUAGACGUUAUUAUAAAGGAACAAAGAUAGUGUGACCAACAACAUUCUCGGGAAAAUUCAAGGGUAGUUUUUUGUAUUAUUUUUAUUUUGAUGCAUUUAAAACCAAAUUAGUUGAAUAUCAAAACGCUUGAUAACUGUAGACAUAUUUUGUGAAAUUUAUUUUCUCCUUUUUUUGCACACAUAGUUUGAAACCCUUUUGAUUUGCUCUAACAUUAAUUUGAAUCUGAGACUAACCAAAGCAGAAUUUGCUUACAUGUUCACUGGAUUGAGUUGCUCAGAGUUUACAUUAAUGCGGUUUUAGAUGUAGUUAUUUAAAUCACAUUGCAGUUACAUGCUAAAGUAUCUGCAUCCUCCUCUCUAGGUACAAUGUUCUGAGGUAAAACUUUCUUUUGAUUAAAACUUUUAAUGUCUAAAACAAUGUCUAAUCAUAUUCAGAUUUUCCAACAAUAAUUAAUGUGUUUUGAUUUUAGUGUAAUGCAGUUUUUCACUUUGAUUUUUGCAUCCAUUUUCACUCACCGUGAUUGGAGGAUUAAUCUACUGAAGCUCGUCAUCUCACAGUUACUGCUUUAGUGUGUUUUGCUACUUAAUGCAUUAUUUAUGAUGGCUAUUUUGAAGUAGGUUAUUUUGUUUUAUGAUUUGUCAUGGUAAAAUUUUCAUUUGAAGAGAGUUGCAAAAUGUAUUAGCUAUUGGCCCAAGUGUUAGGGAUAGAAUACUGCCAUCUGCAGGUUAAAGGAAAAACUUUAGGAAUUACAGUAAAAGAAAGAAAGUGCAAUGACCACAUAUUGGUACAUCCAGCAGAGGUCCAUAGGGACAUAUUCAUUUUCAGAUCGGUUUCAAGUCAAUUUCUCUUCAUGUUUCAACUUCUCACAACUUUAUGAUUUAUAUUUUGUGAAUAUAUAUUUAAACAUUCAAAAAUAUAUAUAUAAAAAAAAAUAUAUAUAUAUAUAUAUCAAAGAUUAGAAUGUCUUGUUGUUGUCUGACAUCUCUUGAAUUGUCUGCUUUUGUUUAUGUAAAUAUAAAUUAGGUUACAUAAAUUUGCAGAAAUCUCUCUCUCUCUGUGUGUGUGUGUGUGUGUGUGUGUGUUAUGUCUACCCCUUCACAUUGUUAUGCAUUUAUGUUCUGUGCAUUUUAUUUGCCAAAAUCUAAAAAAAAUGGCCUGGACACCUACAGUAUGUCACCAGGGCCGGCCCUGACCAAUUUGCUGCCCUAGGCAAGAUUUUACCUGGCGUCCCAUGCAUCACAGCCCAUUUC
Carassius auratus (goldfish) is the source of this 3908-nucleotide messenger RNA. RefSeq lists its product as uncharacterized. NCBI's taxonomy places the organism in Eukaryota, Metazoa, Chordata, Actinopteri, Cypriniformes, Cyprinidae. The coding region runs from base 1246 to 2406 and encodes 386 amino acids. The transcript has 5 exons. The record is from RefSeq and is a predicted model, not a curated record.